AUGACGGACCUCAAGACCGCCGCCUAUCAUGCCGACGACGUUCUCGACGACUUCCGCUACGAGGCGUUGCGACUCCGUGCUGCACAGAUGCGCCCCUACUCCACGGCACGCAAGAUGCUGAGCUACUUCACCACCAGCAGCCCGAUUGUUUUUCGUCUCUCCAUGAGCAGGAAGAUGAAAGAUGCCCUUGAAAUGAUAGACGAACUGGUUGUGGAGAUGAAUAACUUUCACUUCCUACAACAUGCCGGGGCACCAACCAUUGUUCAGCCGCAAACACACUCACAUGUCAAUGAAUUACAAAUCGUCGGCAGACAAGAUGAAAAGGAACAAGUGGUGAAGAUAUUGCUCAACCAGUCUGAUAAUAGCAACAUUGGUAAUAGUGGCAUCAUGGUGCUCCCCAUAGUUGGCAUGGGGGGAAUUGGCAAAACUACCCUUGCCCAACUUGUUCACAAUGAUCAAAGGGUGAAGGACCAUUUUGAGUUGGUCUUGUGGGUAUGUGUCUCUGACAAGUUCAUUAUUGAAGAAAUCAUCCGGUCCAUAAUAGAAGUGGCCACCAUGAAGAAGUGUGGUUUGACUCAGAUGGAGGCACUGCAGAAGGAACUCAGUAAAGUUUUGGCCAAGAAAAGGUACCUCCUAGUAUUGGAUGAUGUUUGGAAUGAAGAUCGACGGAAGUGGGAUGACAUGAGAUCAUUGUUGUGCGCACAUUCUAGAUCGGGUAGUGCUGUAAUUGUGACAAGCCGCAAUGAUCAAGUUGCUUCUAUGAUGGGCACACUUCCACCACAUCAGAUGUCACUUCUAAAUGAAGAUCAAUCAUGGGAGCUUUUUCACAAAAAUGCAUUUGGUAGAGAAGUGGAAAAACCAGAGGAAUUCAACUCAAUAGCUAAGAGUAUUUUACACAAGUGUAAGGGGUUGCCUCUUGCUAUCAACACAGUGGCAACUUUACUUCAUUCAAAGCAUCACAGUCAGUGGGUUUCUAUUUUGAACAGUGAUGUUUGGAAGAAUGACGUCCUGGCAACUGGGAUUGUACCUGCUCUACAGCUGAGCUAUGAUCACUUGUCAUCAGAAGCAAAAUUAUGUUUUUCAUUCUGUGCUAUUUUCCCCAAGGAUAGCCCGAUGGAUACAAACAUGUUAAUCCAGCUUUGGAUGGCAAAUGACUUUACUGCAUCAGAAACAAUAGGCCAACAAAUUUUCAAUAUGCUAGUCCAAAGAUGUUUCCUCCAAGAUGUGGAGAUUCAAAAGAAUCGUCUCUCUCAGUUUCGACAUGGGUUCAUCCACCGACCAACUACUUGCAAGAUGCAUGAUCUCAUGCAUGAUCUUGCUGACUCUGUAAGCGGAAAUGGUUGCUUCCACUUGCAAUCAUUUUCAUCACGUCGACGAAUUUUGGAAGGAUCCAUAGACGCUGGUUCAUUACAGCAUCAGGUUCGACAUUUGUCACUUGAUUAUGACUAUUUUAAUGUUAAAGUCAUGAUGAAAAUUCUAGCUCCCGGAGCCCGCACGAUAUUAAGCCAACGCCAAUUGGGCUAUCAACGUCCACUAAGAAAGUCCAAGUCAGAAUUAAUGUCCUUACGAGCAGUGAAGACGUUCCCAAGCAUAACACAAAUGACAAAUUUGAAGCAUCUUCGCUAUUUAGACUGUUCUUAUUCUGAUAUAUCUGCAUUGCCUGAAGCCACCACCAUGUUGUAUUGCUUGCAAACAUUGAAGCUCAUUGGUUGUAGAGAACUCAAGAAAUUACCAGAAGGGAUGAGAUAUAUGAGCAGUCUUCGACACAUCUUCCUUGUUGGGUGUCAUAGUUUGGAGCAGAUGCCGCAAGGUAUUAGUCAGUUGAAUUCCCGACAAACGUUGACGAGUUAUGUCAUUGAUAGUGAUACAGGUCGUGGAAUUGAUCAACUGAAAGAUUUAAAUCUAUGUGGUGCUCUUUCUUUGACUGAGCUGAGAAAAGUGCAUGGUGCAGAAAAUGCUAAACAAGGCAAUAUGUCUGACAAGCAUAAUUUGAAGCGAUUAUCACUCGAUUGGACAAAUGGACAUUAUGGCUCAUAUUUUGGAUAUGGAGUCGAUAAUAUUGCAGAAGGGAUAUUGGAGGCUCUUCGUCCACACAAAAAGCUUGAAGUUUUACUGUUAUCUAAUUAUACUGGUCCCAAAUUCUCAUCAUGGAUGCACAACUGUACCCAGUUAGAACAUCUUAGUGAACUUUCUCUGACUGGAUGUGAGAACUGCAAGUAUCUUCCACCAUUGUGGCAGCUGCCCUCUCUUGGGUACUUGGCUUUGGAUGGUUUGCAUAGCGUGACAAGUAUAUGUAUUGUUAAUGAUGAGAUGGACAAUGUGGAAUCAUGUAUUUCUCGGCCACCCUUCUUUCCUAAAUUGGAAACCAUGAUAAUUUCCGACAUGCCUGAGCUAGAGAGAUGGCACCAAGAGGUGGCAGGACAAGUGGCAAUUGUAUCAUUGCCGCAGCUCAAGAAGCUAAUUAUUGAUAAUUGCCCAAUGCUAUCAAGCAUGCCCAGGACGCUCCCUUUGGUUGAAGAUCUACAGGUGGUUAGCGCAAGAGACAUUCCCCUUCACCAUCUAAUGAAUCUGUCUAUGCAAUCUAAUCUUGAGUGCAAAGGCUCCAUUGUAGUUGAACCUGUUGGUUGUCUAUCUAUGGACCUUCAUUUCUCAAGGCUUGGUGACUCUGAUGUGUUAGUGAGACUCACAGUUUUGAGGGAGAAUGUAGGGCGCUUUGAAGAGGAGAUGAACAGAACACCUUGCAGAUUUAUUAAGAAGCUGGAUAUAAUAGAUUGUGACUGUCUUUUCUCACAUGAACUGUCCCAAAUACAACGGAAUAUAUGGAACCAUUUUGGUUUUGUUGAAAGUAUGUGGAUUACAGGCAUCAAUAAUAUAAUACAAUGGCCAGCAGUAGAAUUCAGAAACCUCAAUCAUCUUCGACUUCUACACUUGUCUUGUUGUUCCAACUUAACUGGUUCAUUCCCAUCAACAAUAUCUGAUGACGAAAAUGUCCUGCUUCCUCGACUCCAGGUUCUUAAAAUUAUAGGAUGUGAAAAUUUGGUGGAAAUACCAAGGCUGCCUGCAUCUCUUGAAAUAUUGCACAUCAGUUGUUGUCAGAAGCUGGUGUCCAUGCCAAUAAUUCUCGGGAACAUAAAAAAGAUGAGAGAACUCGAAGUGUAUCGGUGCAGUGCACUGGCAACAUUUCUAGAUGGAAUGCAUGGAAUCACUGCACUCAAGAAGCUGCGAAUGGAGUGCUGCCCAACCCUAGAGACACUACCGGAGGGGCUCCUGCAGCAGCUCCCAGCCCUCCAGGAACUAUGUAUUACAGAUUGCCCCAAGUUGGAGGAGGCCUUCUCAGGAGGAGGCACUUACUGGGAUUUGGUUGAAGCAAACUUGGAGAGAUCCUCCUCAGAAGGAGGCAUUUGCUGGAAUUUAGUUGGAGAGACGGCCACUGGAGGAAGGCCUAUUCACUGCAAAGCACUGAAAAAAAUAGCGCGCUAUAGCGUCGCUAAUAGCACGCUAUAG
This is a messenger RNA of Aegilops tauschii subsp. strangulata, 3504 nucleotides long. Its product is annotated as disease resistance protein RGA2-like. Lineage: Eukaryota; Viridiplantae; Streptophyta; Magnoliopsida; Poales; Poaceae. The record is from RefSeq and is a predicted model, not a curated record. Gene Ontology annotation, molecular function: ADP binding.